Silurus meridionalis is the source of this 3295-nucleotide messenger RNA. RefSeq lists its product as uncharacterized. The record is from RefSeq and is a predicted model, not a curated record. Gene Ontology annotation, biological process: regulation of transcription by RNA polymerase II; central nervous system development. Gene Ontology annotation, molecular function: DNA-binding transcription factor activity, RNA polymerase II-specific; RNA polymerase II cis-regulatory region sequence-specific DNA binding. The transcript is spliced from 2 exons. Bases 361 to 1746 code for a protein of 461 amino acids. Gene Ontology annotation, cellular component: nucleus. NCBI's taxonomy places the organism in Eukaryota, Metazoa, Chordata, Actinopteri, Siluriformes, Siluridae.
GGCACCGUGACGCCACGCGCUGCUGCUGUUCCUGAUGUGGCUGCAGCAGCUACGCGCGCGCACUGACCUCCUCCUCCUACCACCACCACCGCUCUGAGACUGGAAACGGAGCGCGCGAGCGCGGAAAGACGGGAGGAGGAGGAGAGAGAGAGAGAGAGAGAGAGAGAGGGAGAGGGAGGAAGGCAGCUCGCGGACGUGGCGGCUCCGGGGGUGAGCGACGAGCCCGCGCGCUGCAGAGAGAAAGAGAGAGAGGAAACGCCAUGCACCGGGGAAACUGCAGGCUGCAGUAUCAGGGCAGAGAUCAGCAGCAUUGGCAGUAGGGGUAGUAGGUAGCGUGCUGAGGGACGAAUCCGGUGGACGAUGGCUGAGAUGGAGACGGAGUGUGUUGCGUUGGGUCUGAAUGCUCUGGCCUCGGAGUGUUUGUCACCUGCUCUGGAGCCCCUCCGUGCCGAGUGUGUGACGCCGACCCUGGCCAUGCUGAACACCCUGAGCUCGGAAGUCACAGAGCCAACGGCCAUGCUGCCCUGUGUAAAGAGCGAGCCGGACCUAGAGCUGGUACCGGUCCGCACCGUGGACGUGUCCCAAAUCCAGCCCCUGAGCACUGCCGAACUGGGAACGGAACACAUCCGGAUGGAGAUUAGUGGCCUGGAGUACAUCAAGUCAGACCUGCACUCAUUCCACAGCGCUGAGUUGGACUCGUAUAAGUCUAGUUAUGAUGCCUUUGACUACACGUCACACGACAACCUGGACUACAUCAAGUCGGAUCAGAGUUCUGACCUGCAGUGUUACUAUGCAAUGGAACUUGAAGCUAGCCGGUACGAAUAUGACUCGACGCUCGCGUCCGAGAAAUCCGAGACAUCAGAUACGGUGGAGUCCAACAUCCUUGAGUCCAUCCGAAUGGCGGAGCUCCGCACUGAGCUUAACAAGCUCCGCCCUGACGCCGUUAUCGAGUUUUCAUCUGCUCACAUGUACGACAUGCAGUCCGCAAACACAAACACCACAACCCCAGACCCUGCGAAAGCUAAAACGCAACCACGUAAACCUCGUAAUCCGACAGGUGAAAAGCCGUUCUCCUGCACACAAUGCGGAAAGAACUUCAGCACUCUGGGAAACCUGAAAACACACCAGCGGAUCCACACCGGGGAGCGGCCGUACUCCUGCUCGCAGUGCGGCAAGAGCUUCGGCCAAGCGGGCAACCUGAAACGCCACCAACUGAUACACACGGGCCAAAAACCAUACAACUGCAGCUUGUGUCCAAAAGGCUUCACCAAGGCAGAUGACCUGCGUUCGCACCAGCGUAUCCACACGGGCGAGAAGCCAUUCACCUGCGACGAGUGCGGAAAGGCCUUUUUCCACGCCAAGGAGCUUAAGACACAUCGCCUGGUCCACACGGGUGAGAGGCCAUUCUCCUGCCAGCACUGCAGCAAGGCCUUCACCAAGGAGGCCAGUUUCCGUAACCACCAGCAAAGUCACAUGGGUGAGAAGCCAUACCAGUGUACACAUUGUGGGAAGAGCUUCGGGAACUCGGGUGUGCUCAAGACUCACGAGAAGAUCCACACCGGGGUAAAACCGUUUCAAUGCACGCAGUGCGGCAAGAGCUUCGGCCGCCUCGGACACUUAAAAGCACACCAGCAGAUCCACACAGGCGAGAAACCGUACUCCUGCCCACAGUGCAGCAAGUGCUUUAGCCAGUCAGGACACCUCAAAGCACACGAACAGAUCCACAAACGAGAGAAAGCGCAAUAACACAGAACGAGUGCAGCUAAAAAGUAACGGGGCACAGGAUACAAAACAAAAUGUUCAUUUUCCCACACACACAGAAAAUAAUAGAAUUGAUAUAUUUAUAAUGGAUUCGAACGUUUUAUGUGUUUAUCUGUAAAUGUCAGAGGAUGGGAUCAGUGUGAUUAGAGUCGAGUCUGAGUCCUCACUGUAUUUGUUGACUGUAUUCAGUGGUGCACAAACUGGUAGCCCCAGCGUGAGGUAGAAGACCAGAGGUGGCGGUAAGUAAGGUGUUUAGGAGAGAACCAGUUGGUUCUUGGGGCUGUGAAAAACCUCAAUGCAGAAGCUUGCUAUUCAUUCCCAUACUGCCACUUGUGGCCAUGGUCUGGUACUCUGAAGGUCCUGCUACCUGUUACUUAGAUACCUCAUGUUUAAACACAAAGUGUUUAGCAGAACUGAAGACCUCACCAGACUUGAGAGAGAGAUACUCGAGAGAUCAUACCUCCUAGCAAACAUGUUCACAGAUUCACAUGCAGUUUGUCAAAGACACAAACACACUGUACUUCAUCGAAGACAUUCCGGAACUCAUGGACUUGCUCAUUACCUCUGUGGGGUAAUGGUACAUUCCUACACACACUUCUUAUCAGUAUUAAUGCCGACUUUAUUAGGUUCCUAUGGAACCACAGGCACAAUUGAGCUCUGACUCGGGGCUAACGAACACAUUCAAGUUUUGUUCACACACUAAAGUCCAUCUCCAAACAGAUCGUGGCAUAUGGAUAGAAUCAGAGUUGGAGAUAAGUGACAGAAGUUAAAUACAGAAGGUUUGAUGAGUUCCUCUGUCUACUUCUCAGGCGGUUGAAAUGACCACAUAUCCAGGACCAAAAUAUUCCCCCUCAGCACAUAUCUAACAUCAUGUUUUAAAACCAAAGGGACUUUGUCAUUAGAAACCUCACUGUUCCAUUACAGACCUUCUUGAUAGUAGAUCAGGUGAAACUCUGUACCAGACAGUCUUUACACGGAGUCUGAUGCAGUAACAUUGCUGAUGUUAGUAUCGCUAUAUUAGCCAACCUUCUUUCAUCAUCAUUACUGUGACCCUCCUGAUGAUGUCAGCAUGAACAGGAGCUCUGAGGUGCAGGAGAACGUCAGGUUCAGAGGCAAGCUCACAUCACUGCUCUCCAACAAACCAGUCAUAAUCACUGAUCCCACCCCCUGAGAAUGAUUGACAGUUGACCAAAAAAAGAAAUUAAACACAAAGAUACGACUGACUUUUCACAUGAACAUGAACAUAUGGUUUUAGUCUCCUGUGCUCUGUUACACACCUCUCAAAGUAUUAUCCUUUAAAGAUUCUAUAUAAUUAUAUACGUUUUCAUACCUGUUUGUGACCGAUUUGCUUUUACGCAAGUGUCUUUCUUUACUAUGUCGGGGGAGGGGGAGGGGUCUGGUAGAAAUGUUUCGUAUUUGUUUGAUCUGUUUUAGUGACAAUUUCUUUCCUACUCACCGUGAACACAUUUAUCAAGAGACCAUGUAAUUCUUUCAACAUGUACUGGAACGAGUUAUUAAAGAAACUAAUGAAACA